Molecule: messenger RNA, 1878 nt
Organism: Desarmillaria tabescens
Lineage: Eukaryota; Fungi; Basidiomycota; Agaricomycetes; Agaricales; Physalacriaceae
Product: kinase-like domain-containing protein
Exons: 2
Coding region: 1-1878 (625 amino acids)
Biological process (GO): protein phosphorylation; intracellular signal transduction
Cellular component (GO): cytoplasm
Molecular function (GO): ATP binding; protein serine/threonine kinase activity
Source: RefSeq, a predicted model, not a curated record
AUGACCUGCUCAACGCGAAUCCAGCACACUCAGGCGGCAUCAUGUCCCAGCGAGGUCAUAGCGUCUCCUGCGUCCAUGUUUCUAUCCGCCUUUAGUCCUUCGCCCUCUGUUGGUGGUGACGAAGUCGUGGCUGGUUACACGCUAGGAAAGAUUAUUGGCUAUGGUGGAUUCUCCACGAUACGCAGGGCCUACUCUCCAUCAGGUGGUGCUGUCGCUGUCAAGAUUGUCCGUCAUUCAGAUCUGCUUAGUCAAGGCAAAGCUUCACUGGCCCGGAAGCGUCUCGAGCAUGAAGCUGAAGUGUGGGCGUCACUUAGCCAUGAGCACAUCUUACCUCUCUUCUCCACGGCCCAUACACCCACUGCUGAUUACUUCUUUAUGCCCUUCUGCCCGGCCGGCUCUCUUUUCGACAUACUCAAGCGAGAAGGGACUCUGCCGCAGGAUGAAGCAGGUAUGAUGUUCAGACAAGUGGUCAGAGGACUGAGAUAUUUGCAUGAGGUCGCCAUGUACGUUCAUCGGGACAUGAAACUCGAAAAUGUUUUGGUCGACGACAUGGGUACGUGUCGCAUUGGAGAUUUCGGCAUGGCAAAGAGGAUCGGUGAGGGCGAGAAUGCUGUAGAGACGGAUGACGAACCCGAAGGCUCCAACACGGGCAUUCAACGGGCUGUGUCGGUAUCCUUGUCGACUCUACCCAAGCGACACCUCAAAGCGGCACUGCUUGCACAUCAUUUGCCAAGACACCGCAAUUCGACUACGUCUUCGGCUCAGUUCGCUGAGAAGGUCCACUCGUUCCAGCCAGGCUCGUUACCCUACGCCGCUCCUGAACUAUUAUCAACUCUCCCUUGCCUCCCCGAUCCUUCACAGGACAUAUGGGCUCUCGGCGUCAUGCUCUUCGCGCUAUUGACGGGAAGGCUCCCCUUUGUGGACUCCUUUGAACCACGAUUACAAAUCAAGAUCCGGCAUAGUGACAUCAGCUUUCCAUCUGAUGUUGGUCGUAGUACGGAACGAGUACUUCGGGGAUGUCUGGACCGAAACGUCUCAUCACGUUGGACAAUUGCCAUGGUGGAUGAGGUCGCGUGGGGUGUAGGAGGAGGAAGCGAAGGUGACGAUAUUGCACCUCCUGAGAUUGACGAUGACGUUUCAGCUCACCGUUCUUCUCCAACUACUCCUCAAACCCAUUCGCGGCCCCGAAGCGUCGACGUUCCGGACUGGGAACAGGAGGACGGGCCGACGAGGCCGUCCAUGAGCACAGCUGCUAGGCGGUCUACAUCUCGUGCCCGACGUUCGUUAUCUCGCGCACCAGUGUUAACGGAUAUGGGGAGCAUGGAACGGAGUAUCUCAAGGCAUGCUGUCCCUGCACUUGAUUCCUCCAUUAUAAGUCUGCAAUCUUCGUCCUCAAUAGCGUCUUCCCCACCGUCAUCGGCACCUCAUUCUCUUGAACGUGGUCGUGGCCUACAAAAAAGAUCCCCGUUCGUGACAUCUGUUUCACGAUCCAAUAGCCCUUGUAUCCUCCCGACAACCCCUUCUGACUACAAUAUGCCAUCCAUGCUGCCUAUUAGCGAGCUGGAACGACAACCAUCUCGUGGCCGCAAACACUAUACUGACACCACACGCGGUCCCUUAUUAUCACCCACCAGCGAGCUUGAUGCUGCUGACGAAUGGGAUACCUUGGAAUUACACUCAUGCACCCUGAAAGAUGUGCCUCCUGUAUCCAAUGCCAGCAAAAGAGCGGAAAGCUUGCCACCGACGUCCACCAAAUGGGCUGACGUCAUUCACACCAAGUUCGAGUCUUCACCGGGCUUGUACGCAACACCUCCACUAGUUAUCGCAUGUUCGACACCAAAUGGUGUUCGGAGCAGAAGUAUGGGACCAAGACGCUGA